AUGAAUGACUGUAAAAACAACACCAUGACUGAAUUCUACAUGACCCCAUUCUCCACCUCCAGAAGAAAUGAAAUUCUUAUAUUUACAGGAUUUUUAUUCAUGUAUCUGCUAGCAGUGGUGGGAAAUCUGCUCAUCAUUGCACUGAUCUGUGGUGUACCCCAACUUCACAGCCCCAUGUAUUUCUUCUUGUGUAAUCUUUCUUCAGUUGACGUCAUCUAUGUCUCUGCUAUUAUACCAAAGAUGUUGUUCAUCAUGUUAACAGAAAAUAAGACAAUCUCCUUCCAUGGCUGCCUCAUUCAGCUGUCCUUCUUCAUGUUCUGUGGAAUUGCUGAGAUUUAUAUUCUGACCUCCAUGGCUUAUGAUCGCUAUGUGGCUGUUUGUUCUGCUCUGCAUUAUUCUUUGAUCAUGACUAGGAAAAUUUGCAUUAUUAUAGCAAUUUCCUACAUGAUUUUAAGUGCUGUUAAUUCCCUAAUGUUAACCUUCAUGAUAUUUAACUUAUCAUUCUGUUACUCUCACCAAAUAAACCAUUUCUUUUGUGAGAUACUACAGUUAAUGGCACUGGCUUCUAGUGAAACGAAGCGUAUGAACAUGAUCCUCUCAGUUGAAGAUUUUUGUGGAAGUUUAAGUUUGAUAUUUAUUUUGACCACAUAUAUAAGAAUUAUCUCCACAGUUUUGAAGAUUCGUUCCUCUAAAGGACGGCUUAAAGCUUUUUCUAGCUGCUCCUCCCACAUUAUUACCGUCUUAUUAUUCUAUGGACCAAGCAUCUUCAUGUACAUGAAACCAGAGUCUGAACACUCUAAGGAAGAAGAUAAGAUUCUCUCAAUGUUUUAUGUGGUUGUGGUCCCAAUGUUAAACCCUUUUGUAUAUAGCCUGAGGAACAAAGAAGUCCUGGGAGCUGCUAGAAAAAUGACCAAUGUAAUAUUGAAAUAA
Messenger RNA from Bufo bufo (common toad), 930 nucleotides. Its product is annotated as olfactory receptor 1019-like. The transcript has a single exon. Bases 1 to 930 code for a protein of 309 amino acids. The record is from RefSeq and is a predicted model, not a curated record. Gene Ontology annotation, biological process: G protein-coupled receptor signaling pathway. Gene Ontology annotation, cellular component: membrane. Gene Ontology annotation, molecular function: olfactory receptor activity; G protein-coupled receptor activity. Lineage: Eukaryota; Metazoa; Chordata; Amphibia; Anura; Bufonidae.